Molecule: messenger RNA, 4258 nt
Organism: Neodiprion fabricii
Lineage: Eukaryota; Metazoa; Arthropoda; Insecta; Hymenoptera; Diprionidae
Product: mucin-5AC-like
Exons: 9
Coding region: 300-3188 (962 amino acids)
Source: RefSeq, a predicted model, not a curated record
CUCAUACCCUCACCGUGUCCUUCUGCGUCCGGCUGUCGCGAUAAACUUGGCCACUUUGUGUUCACGACCUCCUUCUCCGCCUCCUAAAUCUCGGGGGUCGCCGAUCACCGAGACAAGCCGAAUUCACCGAAGUAACACCGAGUGCGAGAGGGGCCGCCCGGAUUCGGCGAGUGCUUUCGAAACAGCAAUGCGGGCCAGUGACCAGUGACGUUAGAUUGAUUGAAGUGAUUUUCUCGGUGCCACCGAUCAUUUAAACGUUAAACUUCGCUCAAAGUUCACUGACGAAGAAUCGGGGCAGAAUGAGGCCCGGAAAUAUCAUGUGGCUGAAGAGUGCCGUCCUGGUGUAUAGCGUGAUAGCUGUAGUUCUGGGCGACGGUGAUAUCGUGACUCGAGCGCGACCCGGUCAGCAAGUUGUACAUUACGACUCCAUCCUCGGUGAUUCGGCGCCGUUGAAGGCUCGAGCGAUUCCCAUAGAAGACUUCGUAACCGCGCACAAAAUCCCCGCAGAAAUAGAGCAGCCCUCAGACGAGGACGAUGAAGAAGAUGCGGAGCUGGCAAUGGAGGUAGAACUCGCUAAGGAAGUGAUUCAGCGAGCGGUUCAGAGCCGCGACAAGCGAACGGAUAAGAAGAAGGUAACUCAACAAACGUCGGAGCCUUACGAAGACGAGGUGAAAUCCAAAAAGAACGACCCUAAAAGGCAAGCUCGCAUACAAAUCGAGAAUUUCAGUGACUCUGGCGUCCUGCCAGAGGAUGGAGUCAAGAAGGUUGAAAUCGUGAAAGCAAAUUUCGGGGCUCAACGCGACUCUAUAAUCCCUGGAGUUGAAGUAAGCCCGGAGAACCCGACCACCAUGAUGCCGGUUCUAACCACCCCACGCGAGGUUCGUGCUUUUGACUUCGUGCCUGUCAACAUCAUCCGCGAGGACAGCAAAGACGCUUACACACCCUUCGCCGACCGGCACUUCGGCGACCUCAGUGACGUCAGCCUUGUACCCGCCGGAUCAAAUUCCCGCAUCCAGGUGAAAAAAGGACCUAACGGCAAGGACUACGAGUACGAAUACGUGUACUAUUAUUACGACGAAGAGGACGAAGGUAAAGCAGGUUCCCAGACAAACACUCAAGAAGGUCUGGCCAAGACGACGGCAUCGCCAGUCUCAAGACGCGGUGCGUCGACCGGCAAAAACAAGUACUCGUCUAUUGAACGUUCGACAACCGUUGAACCGGCCAGCAAUGAGGUGAUCCCAAGCCGCGCCAACGCGCGAAACAGACAGAUCGCUGAGCCCGAAGAACCUGUACCGGAAGAAAGACUGCCCGCAAACACAAGAUUCCCACCCAGGUCAAGGUCGAAUCACAACACAGGAACAACGGAGCCUAGCCGAGCGCGAGGUAACCGCCCACGACCUAGUCUGGACCUCGUUGAUUCCAGCAGUUUUCGAACCCAUCAGGAAGGACCGGAGUUCCCGCAAAACCUCCCCAAGGGGCCUCUAAGGUUCCUGGGAGUCACCCCAAAUGAGGAACCAGAAGAAAAGCCUGCCCUCCGUACCCGCCAAAAAGCCUCCAAGGUCCCGGAAGCAGCACCCGUUGAGGAAACCUCUGAAGAAGCCGUUGUGCCGCAAAGACGGCGACCUGUUGCAGCCGCCAAUCCCGAGGUCGAAGUUGAACUGAACAAAGAUGAACAAACGACUGCAGUUGAGGAAAACAAAGAAGGAGGAGCCGAACUGAUCGUUCCAGCUAGCAACUCGGCUCCCGCACCAGUGGAGGAAGAAGUUUACGAGGACUCUGUCAGCAUGGAAAGCGCCUCAAAGGAUCAGGAUCACCCGGAUGCGACGACAACCGAAGUUCCGACCACAGAAAACCCCUCAGCAAUGGACAAAGUCGCCCUGGACCUUUACGCCUUCCUUCUUCAGGGUCAGAACAAUGUAGUCGAUGCCGCCACCGCCGAAAAUAACGUCGAGGAUGCGACCACCUUGUCGGAAGACGACAGUACAACUGACGUCCCGACGACAAUGGAGGUCAUCACAACCACCGCCGAGCCCACAACUACCACAACCACGACAGAACCAACAACAACAACAACAACAACAACAACAACAACCACAACCGAACCACCGACCACCACAACUCAACAGACGAUUGGAAAAGGGAAAUUCAGAAGACCAGGAGUACCUGGAGGCAUUGGAUCUAGGAACAGAUUCAAGACCAUUGGGUCUACCUCGACGACAACGGAGUCAUCGUCUUCGGCUGAGCAAUCACCAGCACGUACUCGCAGCCGCUUUGGAUCAACGAGCGGAGGUUUCAAGAGACCACGACCUGGACAACGGCAAUCAGCUGAGGAGGAAGAAGUUCAGAAGCAAAGCAGUGGCUCGGUGAACGCCGAGAGACCCAGCCUUCCAAGUCGCAAUAGAUUCCGCGGACCUGGGCUUAGGUCUUCGACGACGACGGCCACCCCAGCCGUUUCUAGUUCACAAGAAUCGUCGACUCCGGCCGCGGAAGUGACUCGCGGAGUGGUUCGUCCAUCCUUAAACAGACUGAACCUGAACCGCAGACGCGGAAGACCAACGACAGCGGCACCCGCAACCAGCGAGGAGGCCCAAGAGUCAGGGGAAACUGCACAAACCAGCAGCCUGGAAGCUACCAGCACCACUGCGCGGUCCAUCGUCAGACCGAGACUCCCUGGUACUGGACCAAGACCCCUCAGACCGGGACCAAGAAUCAACCCUCGAGUAAGACCCGGGCUGCAGACAACCACCACGGCGGCACCCAGCACGGCAGAAGUCUCUGCUGAAGAACCCGAUGGCGCUGGCACCGAAGAAGAAUCUCACGAGGCCCCCGCGGAAACGAGUCCGCCGCAGCCUACGACACCCGAAAGCCCGCUAACGAGGCUGAGAAAGGGAAACAGAAUACAGGUUCAACCGAAGGCUCCCCGAGUGGUCACGCAAGCUACGCCAAGGCGGUCGCCUCUUUUGCCCCGAAGAAGGACAACGGAGGCACCGACAACGGAAGCCGCCAGCGAGCAAGCCUCUGCAGAGGAGUCCGAAGAUGCAGAGUCUCUGGUAACCGAGGAAGCGGAAACUGAAUCCAGCACAGCCGCGAGCCAAAAACAAGAGGAAGUCAGGGGUCUCAGUGGGCUCCUGGCUCCGAGGCGUAGGAUAGCACCUCGACGCCCUGGACAGCUCAUCGCUAGAGAAUAAGCGAAAGAAGGAGGUACUUCAACGCACCGCGAAGUACCAUUUCCUAAUUUAUGACCCCUUGUGGCGUGAAUCCGUUUUAGUAUGGUACCGGAACCAGAGAGCUUACGAUAUCAAAUGCGCAUCUACCCAUGCCUGAUCGGUAUCUCGAAGUAGAUAGCUAAAUCUGUCGAAUAUUUUUAGUUUUUUACUACGGAGUUUUUCUAAUUACUUUUCAUCUAUAGUAUACUUAGAGGUCCGAUUCGUCUGUAGCUGUAGUUGUUUGCAGUGUAUGCUCUCCGAAUUUAUCAAAUUUUAAUGAGGGUGGUAGGUACCAUUGAAAUACUCAUGAAAUGGAUUUUAAUGUUAAUCAUCUUUUUUCUUUUUCUUUCUUCUUUCCGUCCACCAGUAUUUAUACUUAUAUCACCGAUUACGUUUUAGUAAAAUAGAAAUUUUUCCGUCUGUAUAUCGCCAUCGAUGAGUGAUUUCAUCUAUUAUUUUUUUUUUAUAAUGCUAUACAUCAUGCCAAACUGUUUUUACUAGUGUAUACAAAAUUCAUAAAUGAUGAAAAUAGCAAAAGAAAAAAAAAGGAAGAAGAAUGAAUAACUAUGCUAAUUUUAGUUACAUAUGAGUGUAAUCACGAUAUUUGUAAUAAACUAAACGUAUCAACUUCAUUGGCCCUUAUUUUAUACGCAGAUUGAAAAACUACAUGUAAAAUGCAUAGAGUAAAAAAACGAAAAUACUAAAUCUUUACUACGAAAAAUAGUUGGGCCAAUUUUUAAUAGUGUGAUCAUUACAAUACCUAAUGUGUAUAUUUAAUUCGAUAUGAAAUGUGUGUGUACUCCUAUUUAAUUAUUAAUUUUUACAAUUAUUAUAUUGCAUAUGCACUGCUGUACUUAAACUAAUUUUUAAUGAUACGCGUUUCAAUUACACAUAAAGUUCAUUUUUUUGUUGCAUUCUUUCUUUUUAGAAACCGCGCGACGCUGUAAUGAACACCGUACGUUUUACCGUUGUACACUAUUAUUAAUUGUAAUGCCCCCAAAAUCCUGUAAAUAUUUCGAUAAAAAAUAUACGUAAAACAGUAAACUAUGAAA